Cynara cardunculus var. scolymus (artichoke) is the source of this 354-nucleotide messenger RNA. RefSeq names its product 14-3-3-like protein. The transcript is spliced from 5 exons. The record is from RefSeq and is a predicted model, not a curated record. NCBI's taxonomy places the organism in Eukaryota, Viridiplantae, Streptophyta, Magnoliopsida, Asterales, Asteraceae. Bases 1 to 354 code for a protein of 117 amino acids. Gene Ontology annotation, biological process: signal transduction. Gene Ontology annotation, cellular component: cytoplasm.
AUGGUAAGAUUAGAUGCCCUCACUUACCAGAUUCAUAUAAUGCAGGAUAUUGCAAACACCGAACUUGCCCCGACACACCCAAUUCGCCUUGGACUGGCUCUAAACUUCUCUGUCUUUUACUAUGAGAUUUUGAACUCUCGAGACCGGGCUUGUAACCUUGCCAAACAGGCCUUUGAUGAAGCAAUUGCUGAGUUGGAUACCUUGGGUGAGGAGUCCUACAAAGAUAGCACUUUGAUCAUGCAACUUCUUCGUGACAACCUCACCCUGUGGACCUCCGAUAUGAAGGAGGAUGGAGCUGAUGAAAUUAAGGAAGCACCUGCUCCAAAGCAAGGUGAGGAACAACAACAGCAGUGA